AAUAUAAUUCUCAUUCAAGUUCUAGAGAAAUAUGGCAAUGACUACUAAAACAGUGCAAAUUAAGAUCAAGUCCGACGGUGAUGUUUUUCACGAGUUAUGGAAGGCAAAUCCCCAUGAAGUUCCCACUAUAACCCCAACUACCAUCCAAAACUGUCAAAGCCAUGAAGGCGACGUUGGAACCGUGGGCUCUGUGCUUUUCUGGAACUAUUUUCAUGAUGGAAAAGACCGGGUUGCAAAAACGCUAAUCCAGGAAAUUGAUGAGGGCAAAAAGUCGGUCACCUUCAAGGUACUUGAAGGUGAUCUCCUGGAAUUAUAUAAGACGUUUGUUAUACAUGUUCAUGUAGACACACAUGGUUUAAACAACCUUGUCACAUGGACCGUGGAGUAUGAGAAGCUAAGUCCUGAUGUUUCUGAUCCAGAUACGCUUAUGGAAUUUUACAAAAAGGUCACCAAAGACAUUGAGACUCACCAUCUCAAGAUUUAAUCAAAGUCUCCGUAUCUAGAAUUAAAUAAACCAAAAUCUAGAUCGCACCAAUAUGGGUGGCAUUUAAUAAUUGAUUUUGGAUGUGUUAGAUGUUGCAUGCGCUAUCUUGUUUAUGUUAUAUAUGUUUAUUGGUUGUGUUAUAUAUAUAUGUAAAAAAAGGGUGUCGUUUUAAUUAAUACCAAUAAUUUUAUAUGUUAAAGUUUAA
Lactuca sativa (garden lettuce) is the source of this 689-nucleotide messenger RNA. RefSeq names its product kirola. Gene Ontology annotation, biological process: defense response. The record is from RefSeq and is a predicted model, not a curated record. Lineage: Eukaryota; Viridiplantae; Streptophyta; Magnoliopsida; Asterales; Asteraceae.